UUUUGCAUGAACGCAAAAAUGUGCUGUCGACGGUUCCUUGGAAGCAGGAGGAUCUAUAUACCUCUGAAGUCUGUCCUUCUGUGGCACUAUUUCAUCGCGAUCAGCCUCGAAGACGUGGCCACCGAGAAGAGCGUCACAGUUUAUCCCGAAGUGCACCAAGCCCGUGAAGAUGGCUCAGUGAAGCUUGUUAUUAUUCAAGAUGACUACACGCUUAACCUCAAGAAAGCAUCAGUCGCAGCAGACCGACUGCUUAUCCGAGAAAUAACUGAAAAUGGCAUCACUGAAAGAUACGUUGAUGGCACCCACAAUGACAGAUUUCUCUACCAAGAUGAAGAUAAAGAAGCCACGCUACUGGUCAAGUCGAAGAAAUCUGGAGGCUAUGAUUUGUAUGGCCUUGUCAAUUUCACUCAUGAAAUCGAGCCCACUGGAAAUGAUGAAGUGAUGACACUGGAAUCGACAGCGCAUACAAUAAAGCAGGUUAAAGCUACUGACAAUGCCAAGAUGACUACGGAGCCACCAGAAUACGAAAAUGAGAUAGCGAAAAUAGCUGGAAGCCCACUUCUUUUUCGCCGGGGCUGCUCAAAUCCAAACAAGUAUCACCUGCCUCUUGAGUUCCUGUCAAUGAGUUUGUCCAAACUCCUGGAACUUAGUGAUUGGCCAUGCGAUGACCUCGAGGCCUAG
Messenger RNA from Dermacentor albipictus, 681 nucleotides. The record is from RefSeq and is a predicted model, not a curated record. Lineage: Eukaryota; Metazoa; Arthropoda; Arachnida; Ixodida; Ixodidae.